Molecule: messenger RNA, 3560 nt
Organism: Diachasma alloeum
Lineage: Eukaryota; Metazoa; Arthropoda; Insecta; Hymenoptera; Braconidae
Gene: FucT6
Product: alpha-(1,6)-fucosyltransferase
Exons: 3
Coding region: 574-2310 (578 amino acids)
Biological process (GO): protein N-linked glycosylation
Molecular function (GO): protein binding; alpha-(1->6)-fucosyltransferase activity
Source: RefSeq, a predicted model, not a curated record
GACCAGAGCGAAACAGAGAGAUCAAACUAUUUCUCAAAUGAAAGUACCGAGGUUAGGAUGUGAAGUUACUCCCCCCAGUUGAAGUGUAAUCUUGCCACGGCGGCCUAAAUUAUUAUCAAUAAAUACGUCACCAGACAAUUCUCGACGAUUUGAUCUCAUCUCCGGUCAUCGAAACCCCCGGUCUGAUCGAACAAUCAGUUGUUGUUGGUGUUAUCAGCCCUAGAUGAAGAGGAAGAAAGGGAUGACUCGAGGUGCAUUAUUUUUAUAACUACAUAUUCCGCAGUUAUUGCACUAAAUUACACGUCACACGUAUAGUAGAACUGAGGAGAUUGUGCCCCUCAAUUGCCCCCACUUUACCCUAUUUUCACUUACAUCCGUGUCUCCCACCUCUGAAAAUCAAAGACACAAUCUCCUCAGUCUGGCCGUACGUACGUGGAUUCAGUUGGGGUGCUCAUACGUCAGCAAUAACAGUCAUUCCGGGAGGAACAUGUGAAGUGCAAGAUCAUUAUGGCUAUUGACGACACUAAAAUGUUAUAGCGAGUAUCUCAUCGCCAGAGCCCAUCUGAUUGAGGGAUGACAUUCUGGAGUGGAAGGCCCGGAUGGCUGGGCAAACUGGGACUGGCCCUGUUGCUGGCCUGGUUGAUAGUUCUCAUCCUCUCGGUUUUCCACGUGAUGAGGAGUGCUCCACCAUCGCACGACAUCAUCUCCCAGAUGGAGAAGGAGAAUACUCAGAAGUUGAAUGAAAUGAUCGAGGAAUUUGGCAUUCUGAAGAAGCAGAACGAAGCUCUUGCCAAUUUACUGCUCGCCGAUAAUUCCAGGGGGGCUAGGGGGGAUCACCUGGGGGCAAUCAGGGAGAAAUUAGACAUACGGAGGAUCGCUGAGGACAGUGGCCCCUCGUUCGAGUACGAGGAGCUCAGGAGAAAAAUAAAAAAUAAUAUCCAGGAGUUUUGGUACUACGUCACGUCGGAAUUGAAGAAAGUGAAGAAACUGGCGGACGAUUUUCCGGUUGACAAACGGAGUAAGGAUGUUGAUGAUUCUCUCAAGGACAUCUGGGAGCACAAGAAAGAGCUGAUGUUGGAGCUCGAUGCGCUGGAGAGGGCCGAUGGCCACAGAAAUUGGAGAGAGAAGGAGGCUAAAGACUUGUCUGAUUUAGUUCAGAGGAGAUUCUGGCAUUUGCAGAAUCCAUCGGACUGUAAUAAAGCCAAAAAGUUGACCUGCAGUCUCAAUAAAGGCUGUGGAUUUGGGUGCCAAAUACACCACAUAACCUACUGCUUCCUCGUGGCCUACGGAACGGAGCGAACAUUAAUCCUAAAAUCAAAAGGUUGGCGUUACCACAAGGACGGUUGGGAGAGUGUGUUCAAGCCCCUGAGUAACACGUGUCUCUCAGCGGCGGGAGAUUCCCACAGUAACUGGCCCGGGGACAGCACGAAGCAAGUGGUGGCCCUGCCAAUAGUGGACAACGUGUACCCCAAGCCCAAGUACCAGCCCCCGAGUAUCCCAGCAGACCUGGCCCCGCGGAUCCAGAAGCUGCACGGCCACCCCAUCGUCUGGUGGGUGGGGCAGGUCCUCAAGUUCCUGAUGCGACCCCAGGACAACAUCAAGAAGAUGAUGGACUACUCCAAGGAGAAGCUCGGUUUCGAGAAGCCCAUUGUGGGAAUUCACGUGAGAAGAACUGAUAAAGUGGGAACUGAGGCUGCCUAUCACGACAUUGACGAGUACAUGGUCAAGGUAGAUCAGUACUUCAAUCAAUUGGAGACUGAACCCCCUGUCAGGAGGGUUUUCAUCGCCAGUGAUGAUCCCAAAGUGAUAACAAAUGCCCGGAAAAGGUACCCCAGGUACGAAGUCAUUGGGGAUCCAGCUGUUGCUGAGACUGCUUCUGUGUCGAAACGAUACUCAGACUCUUCACUGCAAGGAAUUAUCGUUGACAUUCACCUCCUGUCCCUCUGCGAUCAUCUCGUCUGCACCUUCAGCUCACAAGUUUGCAGGGUUGCCUAUGAACUCAUGCAAACGUAUCAUGUUGAUGCUCAUGACAAAUUCACGUCUUUGGAUGACGUUUAUUAUUAUGGGGGACAGAAUCCGAAUCCUGGUGUUGCUAUCCUCGAUCAUGCGGCCAGGAGGUUUGGCGAGAUACAGCUCAGGGUUGGCGACAAGGUCGAGGUCUAUGGGAACCACUGGGAUGGCUACUCCAAGGGGAGGAAUAUGAGGACUAGUGUCACUGGACUUUUCCCCAGUUUUAAGGUGAAAAAUCCAGUUGCUGUUGUUGAGUUUCCAAAGUAUCCAGAUGUACCUAUCUAUAAUCCGGGGAAUUGAGGGGAGUUUUGGCGCCUGGAGGUGACGAGUAAUUUAUUGGGUUUGUGAAUGUGUUUUUUGGUUUGUUUUUCAUGCUUUUGGAGGCGGGGGAAUGAGGCUUAAUGGAGUUGUUAGGGGGUGUUCUAGCAUUUGCAGAUUAAUUGAGUACUCAAGGUAGAAGUUUUUUUGUUCAAUUGUGAUAAGUCGAGAUUCUUACAUUUUGGUGGAGGAGAAAAUGGGCUUUUGCAGGAAAUUUUUUCAUUUAUAUGAACAUUAGAUGCACUGAAAAAUUAUUUCUUUGUUAUGUCCGAAAUACUAAAGUUUAGUAUUCCCGAAUAAUAUUUUCAGAAUUAUCAGUAAAAGAAUAAUCUGAAGGAUUGUCUUUCAUCUCUUUUAGUUUUUAUUAUUAGAACGCUGCUGUGCAGUCAUUUUCCGGUGAAGAAUAAAUAGAUUCUAUUUAGAAUCAAUAGAUUGGUUUGAUUUAUUUCAUUUGUUUAAUCGAUUUCGGAAUUGGUAAAUUAUAAUGUUAUCGAAAUUGCUAACUUUACAUCACUUAUUCAGUUAAAAUGAGGGAAGAUCAUUUUAAGACUCGACCACUCGGAACUAGGAGCCUCGCAGCGAUAAAUAAUGAAAUAUCCAUAAAUUCUAUUCAUCAUUUUUCAAAAUGGAAAAAUACGAGUCUAAUAAUUCGCAUUCAAUUUUCGUAUUUCAUAAUUUUGUUUCAAUGAAAAAAUUUCAUGCAACAGCCCAAUUAUUCCGAUGACAAGUGGUUUUAGGAUAGAAUGUGAAAGCAAUUUUUUAUUGGAAAUUUCUUCAGCUACACUAUCGAAUUAAUUACUAAAAACUGGCAGCGUAAAAUUUGUCAAAUAUCCAUUUCGCCUCAUUUUCAUCUUCAUAGUCUCUCCGUACGUCUCAUUAUUCUCCACACUUCUUAUUUAUUGCCCAUUGAUUACCCAUGAGCUCGCCUCAUCCGGUGAGAUUAGCACACAAAACUGGGAACGACUUUCUGUGAUUUCUAUUAGGCGCUGGCUAAAAUUAAUACUUGAACAGUUUUCCCAGGGAGAAAUUAUUUUCUGUACCUCCAACGUAUGAAGAAUGUGGGGGUAUAUCUACUCUAUACCUGAUCCAGCAGAAAUAAAAAGACAAAAUAAUGUAAUAUAUUUUAUACUGAGGAGAAUGAAGUGUUUGAAUUUAAGAAACGUCGACUUGUGAUGUUAUAUUGUACAUUGUAUCUAGAUUUUUCAUAAAUAAAUAUUGAAAGAUUCGAACAA